AUGGGUGAUCCUCAAGCUUUAACAGGAUCACCUCCUUUUCCCAGUCUUACGUCCAACAUCGAUACGACUAAUCAAGUAUUUCUGAUGCUUUUCUUCGCUGUGGUUAUAUGCUUCACAUUCACAUUUGUCAUUGCCCUCAUUCAGACCACGCUCAGCAUGUUGGUUUGCUAUCUCUCAUCAUGUACGCGUAACCACGACAUGAAUGAUCAUGAAGCAGGAGACACAAGUAACGAUCCUGCUUCAUCUCAGCAAGAUGCAGAAUCUCCAGCUCCAGUCAGGAACAUUACAUUGUUGCAAAUACUCUUGGUGGAAGUAUUGGAUAGACGUAGGGUGGAGUCGGAGGAGGUCCGAGGACAACAGCAAAAUCUACGAAACCUGGAUUUACUGCCUCCGGCUAUAAAUUACAGACGCCAGGACAUAACAUCAAGUCACAGUGAAAUUGAAUGCGCCAUCUGCUUGGAGGAAUUCAUAGAUGGGGAGUCAUGUCGGGUUUUUCAUGCGUGCAAGCAUCUCUUCCACUCCGCUUGUAUUGACAAUUGGCUCAGGCUCAAUCCGAGUUGCCCCAUCUGUCGCAACUAUUUAAUCGAUGCAUGA
This is a messenger RNA of Juglans microcarpa x Juglans regia, 594 nucleotides long. RefSeq names its product RING-H2 finger protein ATL67-like. The record is from RefSeq and is a predicted model, not a curated record. The coding region runs from base 1 to 594 and encodes 197 amino acids. NCBI's taxonomy places the organism in Eukaryota, Viridiplantae, Streptophyta, Magnoliopsida, Fagales, Juglandaceae. The transcript has a single exon. Gene Ontology annotation, biological process: protein ubiquitination.